AUGGCAGAAGAUCUUGUUGUUGGGAUCGACGUUGGAAUGACCGGUACCGGUGUUGCAUACAGACGUAAAGGUUAUGCUAAAGUGACUGCCCUGGGAUGGGGUAUCGAUGAAAAGGUUCUAAAGACGCCCACGCGACUCUAUUACAAUGUCCACUAUCAGCCGCCGAAGCUCGUUGGAUGGGGGAUGGAGGUCCCCGACGACUCUACCGAGCAUCUUAAACUAAAAGAAGGGUUUAAACUCGACCUUGGAGAAGUUGAUGCUGACCAGGUUGAGGUGGAAAGGAUGUACAGAGACUUCCUUACCUGUUUGUUUCGCGAACUUAGCACACAGCGGUUUACUCCCGCUUUUCUGGGAGGCAAACAGUUCGAAGAGACCAGAGUUCUAUUCCUCUUCAGUGUGCCCGCCUUAUGGGACCCGGCUGUUGUCCAUGAUUUCACACAACUCAUUCGUGAAUCUGGCUUCGAAAAGGAGGGCGUUCACAGCGUUAGAGUCGCCAUGACAGAGCCGCAAGCGGUUGCUGCAUAUGAGAUUUGCGUACCAAAUUCGGAUUACAAACUCAAGGUUACCUGUAAAACUGGCUCCACUUACAUCGACCGAGGCUUUGAGGAAAUGGUGAUGACCUAUCUUCAGGACAAGCGUGAUUCUUUGGUAGGAGACAUCGAGCAUGUUAGCUUGGACAUGCGAAACAGCAACCUUUUCCUCGAGACAAAACACGCAUUUGACCCCGAUACAUUUGAAGACUUGAAAUUCGAUAUUCCCUUCAAGAACAGCGCUCGACAUGACUCAAAGGACUCUCCCCCGCCUGCUACCUUUGUUCUAACUGGUGAAUAUCUUGGUUCUUUGUUCAACCGCCAGAUUGAUGUAAUCAAUGAGGAGAUUCGGCGUUUUAUCAGAGCAUUCGUGACAGACAGCGGGACCAACUCAGAUAACCACCUCGGCUACAUUGUGCUGGCUGGUGGGCUUGGAAGCUCCCGCUACGUUCAAGGAAAGGUUGAAAAAUUUAUUCAAGAAUUGCCGUUUAAGCCUGCAGAGAAACCCAAACUCGUCAUGUCAGCUGCUCCUCGACUUGCUGUUUGCAUGGGCCUGGUCCACAACGCGGGCCGUAACCCAGAGCUCUUCCCACGACGCUUUAACCGAGUCUCAAUAGGCGUGGCGUCACAGUCAUUGACAGGUGAAAUUAAGAAGAGUCGCUUCCGCAGUUUCAUGAAGCGAGCAUUUCUGCGCGCUCCCAAGGGCCAGAAGCCCGGGGGGGGAAGUGGAGGGGAACUUGUCCCGGACAGAGUUACCCUCCAUGAACAAACAGCGUAUUUCAGUGCGGAUUUGCCGUCCGACAAGCGGACCUGGGAGCUGGCGAUUCUCCAUAGCUUCGAGAGCGACAUCGACCGAUUGACUCUUGGAGGCCAGCCUCGGACCUCUGAUGACGCACGGCAGAUACUAACACACACAGAUAACUGCCGCGUCCAUUCGGUACUCAGAGUGAAUCUGUCGCAUAUUGGCGUACCUGAGAAGACUGGGACAGGAGACGCCCUAUCAAGACUCCAUCUGGCUCCAAAGCCCAAAGUCCCGAUCAAAUUUGACCUUCGGAUAGAAGUCGGACUAGCCACUGCCGAAAUUUAUUGCACUGAUAAGAAGGGUCGGCUCUGCAGCGAACCCAUGAGUAUUGAGAUAGGCCAAGAAUCUGAAAGCCUCCCAUCCACCGGCCAGAGUGCUGUGCAUGAAUUGAGCUAG
This is a messenger RNA of Fusarium tjaetaba, 1728 nucleotides long. RefSeq lists its product as uncharacterized. NCBI's taxonomy places the organism in Eukaryota, Fungi, Ascomycota, Sordariomycetes, Hypocreales, Nectriaceae. Bases 1 to 1728 code for a protein of 575 amino acids. The record is from RefSeq and is a predicted model, not a curated record. The transcript has 7 exons.